CCUCACUCUUGUCCCUUUCCAACGCCUCUUUUUUUCUCCAAACAACAACCUUAUUCUCAUAACCAUUCCUUCCAUGGCCACUCCAUCAGAGACAAAUAUGCUCGCUGUAGAACGAAAAGCGACCGAACGGAUUGCUUGGACGCCUUCAUUACGAAGUUACAUCUCCAAUGGCUACGCUGAACACCCUGACCUUUAUACCGACGAUUUUCGAGUGCUCGAUGAACUAAGAAACGAUUGCGUGUAUAUGGAAGUCAAUGAAAAAGCACUUAAUCGGCUCAUAAAGUAGUAAUAGUAGUAGUAGCUUCAGUUCCCCUGUUCAAACGACUUAAAUUCAUCGCUCUCUUCUUUCCCUAGAUAUUAUGCGCAACUCGUGUUUAUCGGAUCUAAAUUCCCCAUCGAUGUCGGA
This is a messenger RNA of Radiomyces spectabilis, 406 nucleotides long. RefSeq lists its product as uncharacterized. The coding region runs from base 74 to 286 and encodes 70 amino acids. The transcript has 2 exons. The record is from RefSeq and is a predicted model, not a curated record. NCBI's taxonomy places the organism in Eukaryota, Fungi, Mucoromycota, Mucoromycetes, Mucorales, Radiomycetaceae.